AUGAAUGAACUGGCCCGCCUACAAAAUACAGUGGCAAUAUUGAAUACGACCGUUAGUCAGCAGCAGUUACGGAUAUCACAACAGGACUCAAAAAUAGCUGUAUUAGAGAAGACAGUAGGAACGUUAUUUGAAGGAUAUGCAGCAGGUGGCAAUAAUGGUCACUCCGGAUCAGCAGCUGAGAGUCUAUGUCUUCCAUCCGAUCCUGAAUUCAAUCGGACAAAGAUCACAGACGGAGCAGGCCACGCAACAAUAUAUGGAGCAGAAUACUGGUCCCAGCAUUUUUUCAGUCCGAAUGGAGAGGAUGUACCAUGUUCUGUUUGCCAUAUUAAAUCUUCUGCUGUCCUAUUGAUACCCGGGAGGAAUUCGUGUUAUCAUGGAUGGAAACCAGAAUAUUACGGUUAUUUAGCAUCUGGCCAUUAUACAGACGCUGGUGCAUCCUCUUAUAUAUGCAUUGAUAUAAACCCAGAGAAUUUAAAUGGAGGAGAACAUGGUGUUGAUGGCAGAAAUUUCUAUCCAGUCAUAGUGCAAUGUCAACCUCUGCAGUGUCCACCAUAUCACCAAAACUACCCCUUAACAUGCGUUGUUUGUUCAAAAUAAAAUUCUUUCAACUCAAUUCAGAUCAUAUUUUUUUUUAUAAAAGCAUAGUCAAAAUCAUUUAUUCGCUAUCUCGUUUUCAUGAAUUCUAUAUGCACCGUUUUUGUAAGACACAAAAUCCUUAUAAAAAAGCAUGUUUACCCAGUGCAACUUACUUCCAAUUGUUCAGUUUAGAUAGCUUCUUUGUAAUGUUUUUCAAAUGUUUAUACAUGUAUCAGUUUUAGAUAUAAUCGA
Molecule: messenger RNA, 828 nt
Organism: Mytilus californianus (California mussel)
Lineage: Eukaryota; Metazoa; Mollusca; Bivalvia; Mytilida; Mytilidae
Exons: 2
Coding region: 1-597 (198 amino acids)
Source: RefSeq, a predicted model, not a curated record